GAAGAAGAAGAAGAAGAAGAGGACAAAAGGUGCGUAAGAUUGAUAAGGGUAGGCCAGUGCAAAGAGGCUAACAACAUGACGGACAUCACUACGGAAUUCGGCCCUCGCAAGACCGUCUUGAUACUCGCGAUUGUCGCUGGAUGCUUUGCUAUGCUGUGGCCCAAGAUUUUUUAUCCCAUGUUAAGGGCAUCCGUCGUUCCACCGCACUCGACGGCCGACAGUUCCGGCUGUUGCGAUGUGAUAUUUGAAAACGAUGUGACCGCCAUUGACAUAAUGCAAGAACUGUGUCAUAAUAUUAUAAAGCACCAUGACCAUGUCGAUCCAAGGGUAAGGGAUGCUCUUUACGUAAGCAAAUUUAAAAAAUUGACACCUUCCAACAUGAGAUUAUGCAAGGAAGAAGUACUCGCUAAAUGUGGCAUAAAUUUGUCCUCUUAUUCGGCCGAAAAGGAACAGUUAGAGAAGUUCUACAAGCAAAUUUUAGAAGAAAUAAGAGGAUCUAAUCGUUCGUUGUGUAUAGAGUCUGAAUUUGGAGUGCCGUUGUCUAGGCUAGGGAUGCCCCAUCUUAAUAGAUAUCAUAUCUUAAUGCCGCACAAUAAUAUAAAGCAGGAACGUCAGACGCCGCCCCACGCUGGAAGCUAUCAUCCUGCACUUAGGGAGCGAGGUAGAGCCAUUCCAUCGUCUCACAUUGUGCCAAGAAUUCAAGACAGAUCCGAUCACUUGGCGCCCAUGAAAAUGAGACCGCCUCUAGGAGGUGCGGGUCACGUGGUUGCAGCACCCAAGGGAAAUGGUUCCUUAGGACUUCUUAUGCCAUUAUAUACAAUUGGGAUUGUAAUCUUUUUUCUCUAUACAAUGUCGAAGGUACUUAUGGGAAUCGUCGUACCACUUUAUACUAUUGGAAAUGUUCUAUCUUUGCUCUAUAAAAUUUUCCAGGUAUUAAGAAAGUCCACGGACAAUGAAAUAAUAAGUUCAGAAUAUUCGACCACUGAUGCUGAAAGAGAAUAUCAAAAAUUAGUCUUCAAUCCGGAUGUAUUUGCCGCAGCCGUAACCGCGGUAAAUGGAACCCAAGACGAACAGGAAGAAACGUACACCUCGUCAUCGACAUCGACGGAUCCGCCUCCAGUAAUUGACGAAUUGCAAGAACAUCAAGCACGCAAGUCUAUUGGUCUGGCAGCUGGGGUCAACCCCAUUCUAAAGGAGCCGAAUUUACUUGAAAAACCAUGCAGUCAAGAUGAAAAGGAUUGCGAGGACUCUCAUGAAUUAUCAUCGACGAUCAAAGUUGUUAAUAUGGAAAUGACUACAUCGUGCGAAGGUGGAGUUAAAUGCAGUAGACCGAGCACACCGAUUAUAAUGCCACAUGGUAAUGCUGCAGAGGAGAAAGAAAAAACACCACCGAUUUCAAUUUAUUUGGAAGGUGCACUUCCUCCACAAUGUGACCUACUCGUAACAGACUCGAAAAUACAGGAGAUACAAGAGCAAGAAAAUGUGGAAGUUCCGAUCGUUCUUUCCGGCAAAAUGACACUAUCUCUCAUCAACCUUGACCAGGAAUCCCAGGAAAAUAAUCUACUUGAAUCCACGAUCGCAAGUGAAACAGAAAAUAAUGAGAAAAUUUUUUUAAGCGAAAUAAACAUAAUUACAAUGGAAAAGCUAAAGGGAGGAGAAGAAACAGAAGAAAUUUAUGAAAGGAGUAGCAAAGAGGAUGAUGUUGAAAGUGAUAAAAACAUAGAUGACAGAUAUAAGAAUAUUAAUAAAAUUAAUAAUGACAAAUCAUUAAGUGGGAAACGUAAAAAUUUGGAAUCUUUACAAGAAAAACAUAAUAACAAGUUCAAUGAAAGUAUUACACGCGAUACGGAUAAUGUUGUCAACGAUAAUAAUGUAGAUAAUAUAAAUGAUAAAAAUGAUGCAGAUGGUGACAGUAAAGUUCAUGAUAACGUUUACAGUGUUCACGAUAAUAGCAAUAAUAAUAAACUAUCUCUUAAUGUAGAGGGAAUGGGGGAGGAAGUCGAGGAGGAAGAUGAGAACGAAUAUGAAUUAGAAUAUAAAAAUCAAAAAGACAGAGGGAACGAACAUAACGAAGAAGGUGAAAAAGAAUAUGAAAAGGAAAGUAAAGGCGAGAAAGAAGAAAUUGUAAAUGAUUCUGAAGACGAAAUUGAGGAAUAUGAGGAAGAAAGUAACGACGAAGAAAAAGAAAUUCAAGAUGAAGUUGAAAUCGAGAAUUAUGAAGAUGAUGAAGAGGAAGAUGAAGAAGAAAUUGAAGAAUAUGAGGAUGAGGAAGUAAAUGAAGAAGAGGAAGAAAGUGAAGGAGAGGAAGAAGAAAAAGACGAGGAUGAAGGAAAGGAAGGAAAUAUGAUUGCAAAUGGUUUUUAA
Molecule: messenger RNA, 2364 nt
Organism: Ceratosolen solmsi marchali
Lineage: Eukaryota; Metazoa; Arthropoda; Insecta; Hymenoptera; Agaonidae
Gene: RIC-3
Product: RIC3 acetylcholine receptor chaperone
Exons: 10
Coding region: 76-2364 (762 amino acids)
Biological process (GO): synaptic transmission, cholinergic; protein localization to cell surface
Cellular component (GO): intracellular membrane-bounded organelle; neuron projection; neuronal cell body
Source: RefSeq, a predicted model, not a curated record